Molecule: messenger RNA, 198 nt
Organism: Symbiodinium pilosum
Lineage: Eukaryota; Dinophyceae; Suessiales; Symbiodiniaceae
Source: the annotation of a GenBank genome assembly
GCCGGCCAGAUUGCGCAGCGUCGGUUGGCGCGGGGCUUGCGCCUGAACCAUCCGGAGGCCGUUGCCUUGCUCACAAGCCAGAUGAUGGAGUUCAUACGGGACGGCCUCUCUGUGUCGGCCCUUAUGGACCUGGGUAAGACGCUGCUGGGAAGGCGGCAGGUCUUGCCAGGAGUUGAGAAGCUCAUUCCCGAUGUACAG